AUGUUCUGGAUUUUAACAUUAAUUCAUCUCACUUAUGGAAUACCUUGCGCAUACACAAUAGAUGAAAAUAGAAUACCCAUUGAAACAGAUAAGGAGCCCUGGAUGAGUGAAUCAAUGAGCUAAUGUUAAUUCUAUGAGAAUAGUCCUGUUUGCUGCACUCAGGCAUAAGAUGAAGGAAUUGCCAGUGAUUUUAGCUCUUUGGAUGCCACCUUUGGUAGUGAUGGUGAUGGAUGCGACAUUUGUGCAGCAAACAUGAAAAGAUUCUGGUGUGUUUACUCUUGUGAUCCAAGAUAGGGGGAAUUUCUUCAAAUCACUGGCAGAGCCAAUGUCACUGACCCUAGAAACCCCAACAGAACUAUUGAUGUAUAGACUGUAACCUUACGUAUUCAUCCUUCAGUGGCCUGUGAUGUGUUUUCUUCUUGCCAACGAACAAAUUUCGCUUCUCAAGUCAGUGCCAUGGCAACCCCAGGUGGAUUCUUUAAUUUCUAAGCCGAAUAAGGAGUGUAUGAUAUGAUGCAAUUCAUUAGAUCUUCAUCUCUUUAAUUAAUCACCAUUGAGUUUUCUGAAUAAAACUCUUUGUUCAUGUCUGACAUCAAUAAUUGCAAUUAAACUUUCGAAAAGGCCAAAGAUGGAAAAUUUUAUGACCCUUACAAAUUCGAAAUCAAACAGCCUUGUGGUUGUAAUACCUGUGAAGACUCCUGUGAUGCUGAGAAAAUCUUGUAUUAAGAACCAGGUGUCUUUUAUGGGUUUGAUUGGCAAUACGUAUUGUUUGCAUGGGGGUGGGCGAUAUUAUUUGCUUUAGCUUUCACUCUUUACAGAUCAUGCAUUAAGAAGAAAGUCAUCUUACAAGAAGAUGAGGAUUUUAUUUAUAAUUGA
Molecule: messenger RNA, 876 nt
Organism: Paramecium tetraurelia
Lineage: Eukaryota; Ciliophora; Oligohymenophorea; Peniculida; Parameciidae
Exons: 4
Source: RefSeq, a predicted model, not a curated record